GUCAAUAAUAUUUUACUAAAAAAGAAGAAGAUAUUGAAUUGAAUAUUCUGGAACAAUUUCAAAAUUAAUAAUUUUUAUUAAAAAAAAAUGAACGUUAACCAAAUAUUAUUUACUCUGAUCAGCAUUUUUGCAAGUACUUUAGCGAGUAAUUUAGAACAUGAUGGGUCAGUGGUUAUACGAUUACAACAUUCUUUAUUUUUUGAAAAUUCUCCGAUAUGGACCGAGAGAGGGAAUAUUACAAUCCAGAGUUUAAGGUUAGGACAAGCUACAGUUGACCAAAAAGCUCUAUCAAUAGAAGAACAAAAAUCAUUAAGGGAUUUGGCUGCUAAUAAUGGUUUCUAUCAGAUUAGAGCUAUAGUAACAGCAAGUGAUGGGUCUGAAAAAACUUUCAUCUCCACCUUGAAAGCUUGUAUGUUGGCUGAAUCAGAAUUAGAUGACAGACUAUCAGUAUCGAUAGAUUAUAUGGGUAGAGUAAUAGGUGUUACUGAUGUAGUUGCUUCAAAAUCUGCUUGUGAGGGAGCUGUGGUACCCUUAGAAAAACUGAAACACUUUAACACUGUUGUCUAUGUUCGACACUCAGAAACAGGACCCAUACCAGACACAGCUUCAUAUGUACAGAAAUUAGAAAGGGAAAAAGAAGCCAAAGAGAAAGGAGAAACCAAAGAUAACAGAUCAUUUUUAGCAAAAUAUUGGAUGUAUAUAGUACCAUUGUUGAUAUUUAUGGCAAUAUCAUCUGCAACUAAUCCAGAAGCCCAACAAGCUCAAUAAUGUAUUUAUUAUAUUGAAUUUCUAGUGUAAUUUAUUAAUAAAUUGAUAUAAUUAA
This is a messenger RNA of Diorhabda sublineata, 823 nucleotides long. It is a transcript of the gene EMC10, whose product is annotated as ER membrane protein complex subunit 10. The transcript has 6 exons. Gene Ontology annotation, cellular component: EMC complex. Lineage: Eukaryota; Metazoa; Arthropoda; Insecta; Coleoptera; Chrysomelidae. The record is from RefSeq and is a predicted model, not a curated record. The coding region runs from base 88 to 768 and encodes 226 amino acids.